AGGUAUCUUAAGAAACAGAAUAUAGCGACUGAGACUUAACUAGAGAAAGUGUUUCUGCAUCAUUGAGAGUGAAAGACGACGCGGGGUGAGGCUCGGGGACAUUAAAGUUGAGGGCCCAAGUUAAAGCAGAGCACAGUGUCGGGGCUCCUCAGUGCAUGUGGUGGGGGGAGCAGGUGGGGAGCAUCCACGUGCUGAAUGAACCCUGUCAGCACCGGAGAGUACCACGGGCUACGGGUAGGCUCAGCCCUGCUCAGCAUUGUGGCGGGCUGCAUCAUCAUUGGGGUAUCCAGGGAAUGCGAUGCUGAUGCAGUCGGAGGUAUCUUCCUGGGAGCGGGGGGCCUCGGCCUGCUAAUAGCAAUCUACCCCUUCAUAAAAGCUUGGCUGAACAUCAACCACAUCCUUCCAUCCUUUCCGAACUUCAGAGUGCACCCCGCGCCUGCCAAUCCUGCUCCCGAUCAGCCAGUUGAGACACUGAGACGAGAAGGGACUCACAGUCAGAUUAAUCUGGAACGGUCUAAGAGUCGUAUGGGAACCUUUGUGGAGGCUGGAACAAUAGCUGAAGCCAACCCGGAUGAGGGGACUUCUGCGGACAUGCCGGAUGUCUUAUCGAGACGGAAACUAAAACCUUCAGAUCAAGAUCUGCCAUGAGGUCAUCACGUAGCAAGACUGGCCGCUCCAUGUGAAGGAAGCCGGAUGCAGAAGGUUGCAACUUCUGCAGAAGAAGCUUAAUUUUUCUGUAUUGAUCUUCCUUCACACUUAGUACA
Messenger RNA from Neolamprologus brichardi, 764 nucleotides. It is a transcript of the gene kncn, whose product is annotated as kinocilin. The record is from RefSeq and is a predicted model, not a curated record. Lineage: Eukaryota; Metazoa; Chordata; Actinopteri; Cichliformes; Cichlidae.